AUGGCAUACACAUCGGGAGAAGCUACGCCUCUGCUAGGUCCUUCUGGACCUUCAUCCAAGAUCUUAUCAGAGACGCAAGUGUAUCCUCUAAUACAUCUAAUACGCGUAGACAUAAUGGCUCAUAUAGACGCACCUUUGACUUAUGAGCAAUUACUAGCUCCAGAAUCAACUUAUACUAUAGUCAGACCUUUGACUGAAAAGUAUCUGGAAUUGCAAAACCAAGCUACAGUGUUCUGCUUUUUGCUUAACAAAGUUCAGUUCACAAGAGAUUCGGCUCAACUUUCGAUAUCAACAUUAUCAACUGCUCGUGCGAAUUUAUGUGAAAUUUUAGCCAUCCGUGUUUUGAGAGGAUGGUCAGAACGUAGUUUACUCCUUGCAACGGUGCUGUUAACACCUUGGGCAUUAUUUCAAGGCGCGUCUGAACAAGUCAUAGAAAGAGCAAGGGAAGAAGGUGAUGAUGAGCUCUUGACUCAGGGGGGAAACGCAUUAGAAAUGGCGAUUAUAAGUGGUUCGAAAAGGUUCAUCAGAAGUCCUUCUUGUCAAAAAGUGAUAGAGGGUAUAUGGACAGGUAGAAUAAUAUAUUCUGCCUUGAACGCCCAUGCACUGAUAGCAGAUAACUAUAAGAAGAAGCCCAUCCAGAUGUAUAACCCACAUAAAGCACCCUUAUUGGACCACUAUCGAUUGAAGGUCCCCCGAGUUCGGUCAAUGAUGGAAUAUAUGAACUUUCUGGUAUUAUUUACGCUAUAUGUAAUAGCUAUAGAAGGUCUGCAGGAAGAUCGAUUAAACGGAAGGGAAGUUUGUUUCAUCAUAUACGCUUUGGCAUUCUCGCUGGAUAAGUUGGCUGCUAUAAGGGAACACGGUCUGAAGGUGUUCAGCAGCAGUUUAGUCAACGGCUUCGACCUACUAUUCAUGUUGAUAUAUGCCGUGUACCUUGGAGCAAGAACGUAUGGAUUCCAUUAUAAUGAUCAAUCUGCUUUAGAGUUAGGCUCAGACUGGCUGGCUAUUGGUGCUGUGCUGAUCUUUCCUCGGUUGGCUUUUGUCACUUUGGCGAAUAACUUGAUGGUCCUGAGUAUAAGAUCGAUGUUGACUGAGUUCUUCUUCUUGAUGAGCGUCGGCUUUUUCUGUUUCUUGGGAUUUCUUUAUGCCCUGUUCACUCUAGGUCAAGGCCGUUUCGCUCUGUCACAAAUUGGCUGGUGGUUGUUGGAAGUGUAUUUUGGAUUAGAUGCUUCAGGAUUUGAACAUGCUCACGUUUUCCAUCCCUUUCUUGGUCCUGUCUUGAUGGUCUCAUACGCCCUUUUGUCAAACACUCUACUAUUGACUGUACUAGUCGCCAUCUUGGGUAACACAUUCGCAACGAUUAAUGCAGACGCAGCUGCAGAGUCCAUGUUUAGGAAAGCCGUCUCAACACUUGAAGGUGUCAAAGCCGACGCUGUUUUCAGUUAUCAGCUACCGUUUAACCUUGUUGCUGUGGUGGUGAUGUGGCCGAUGAGCUAUAUCCUCGGCCCAAGAUGGUUUCAUAAAGUCAAUGUAUUCAUGAUCCGAGUGACCAGUUUACCCGUGCUCUUAGCUAUUGCUCUGUACGAAAGACAAUCAUUCCGCGAGCAAUCACUGAUGGAGCAGUUUGGAGAUUUCGCUGAAAAAUACGUGGGCAGUUUACCUCGACGCAUCAAAGCAGCAGCCGGAUUCGACAAUUUUGGAAACAGGCGAGAUAUCGAAAGCGUGUUUGAAAUUGAGCGAGAAGUAGGAGACUUCUAUAAAGGCUGGGAAGAUGACGUGUUCGAAGAAUCCGAUUUCCAGCUUCCUCCAGCUGCGGGCGACGAAACGUCUUCAUCAGAUGAAGAUGAAAUCCACAAAUACUCGAAUAAAGACACACCGAAGAAAUAUGAUCCUGCCCAACAUCAAAAUGCUACCACUCCGACCAGGUUGAUGUUUGCUGAUUCUGCAACUAUGACAGCUUCACCUUCAAGAUUAGAACAUGGUGUAGAGACUGAUCAACAAUCAUCUUCGAUGGAUGGAGUGCCUACUCCUAGACCAAGAAGAAGUUCGAUGCCUUCAGCUCCAAGAUCACCGAAUAUCGAUAUUCGGCCUCAGGCUCAACUUCAAUUACCUCUUAAUAGACCAAGAAGGAACUCCUCAAUGCACGGACCAAGUCCUUUAGCUCAAUUGUUCAUGAGUCCAGAUACGGAAAGGAUGUAUCAUGGUCGAAGAAAUUCAAUGGCUGGAUUGGCUUUAAGUACGUCACAUCCUACACUAAGCUCAAUGCUUAAUCCCAAUCGAAAACAACGACAACAUACUAGAUCGGGAUCACUAUCGCAACCACAACCUGAAUCAGCUCAAUCUCAGCCUCAGUCUCAACAGGAUAAUCAGGUUUUGGGUGAAGGUGAUAUAGGUCAUAAAGUGGCUGCUAGAUUGAAAUCAAAUUUACCAAAACCUUCUUUUGCGCCGAUAUUGGAAAGUAGACAAGCUUCUUUUAGCGGUAUACAUAACAACAAUAAUGAUGAUAAGAGUAAUACAGAUGAACGUAAUUCCGAAGGAUCAAGAACGCCAACGCCAAGUAAAAUACCACUCUCAGCAACUCCCAGCUCCGACUCGAAGAAGAAAGAUGAACUAGGUACUGGCUCUGAUACUCUACUGGAAAGUGCAGCUACUAUCAAAAGUAACAAAAGUGUUCCAUUUCCAGAAAUGAAACGGUCCGCUUCACCUUUACCUUCACCUUCACUCUCGACCGCAACGCCCACCCCAACAUCAGCGAUGACUGGUAAAUCAGUCAGGUUUCCAGGUUCACCUUUGGUCACACCAGGAAACUCAAGAUCAACAAGUCCUUCUCCAUCAUCUUCACAAUUAUUACGUAUUCCAUCAUCGUCAUCUGGGAUAGAUACGCUGAAAGCACCGAAAUCGCCCAGAUCUGGCAUAGUGAAAGCUAGUCAAGUUGAAGCUAUGCAAUUGAAUAGACCAGAAGAAGAAAGACAAUUGGAAAUAGGUAUGGAUAAAAGAUUGGAUGGUAUGGAAAGGAGACAAAAGAGAAUAGAAGAGAUGUUGGAGAGAUUGUGUAGAGGUUUAGGUGAAGGGAAGGAAAGAGAUGCUUCGAAAGGUAGAUAA
Messenger RNA from Kwoniella shivajii, 3099 nucleotides. RefSeq lists its product as uncharacterized. The coding region runs from base 1 to 3099 and encodes 1032 amino acids. The record is from RefSeq and is a predicted model, not a curated record. Lineage: Eukaryota; Fungi; Basidiomycota; Tremellomycetes; Tremellales; Cryptococcaceae. The transcript is spliced from 20 exons.